This is a messenger RNA of Opisthorchis viverrini, 684 nucleotides long. RefSeq lists its product as hypothetical. Gene Ontology annotation, cellular component: RNA polymerase II, core complex; nucleus. The record is from RefSeq and is a predicted model, not a curated record. The transcript has 2 exons. Lineage: Eukaryota; Metazoa; Platyhelminthes; Trematoda; Opisthorchiida; Opisthorchiidae. Gene Ontology annotation, molecular function: DNA binding; DNA-directed RNA polymerase activity. Bases 55 to 465 code for a protein of 136 amino acids. Gene Ontology annotation, biological process: DNA-templated transcription.
AUUAGCAUGUAGCGUUAUUCCGGGCGGCUGCCGACCGACAGGUUUGUUAACGUCAUGGGCGACGAUUACGGCGGUGGGGCGGACGACUUUGAGUCGGAUGAGGACAUACUUGACGAGGUCCCGGAAGAGGAACUUGAAGCGAAACCGGAUGCGGUAACAUAUGUAUCCGCCGAUGAUCCUUCUCGAGUGGCUUCCGGUGCAGUCAUCACUGGACCAGUGGAGAAAAGCAAACGGAUAACUACACCCUACUUGACAAAAUACGAACGUGCACGAGUGCUGGGUGCACGUGCUCUCCAGCUGUCUAUGUCCGCUCCCGUCAUGGUAGAACUCGAUGGUGAACGUGAUCCCCUAAAAAUCGCUGAAAAGGAACUGCGUGCGAAUAAAAUUCCCAUAAUUAUCCGCAGGUACCUCCCAGACGGAAGUUUUGAGGAUUGGAGUCUAGACGAGCUGAUUUUAACAGAGUGAUGUUUUCUACAAGAACUGCAUUUUCCCUCGAAAUCAACAUGUAACUUAUUUUUUCAACGUUGCCAACCAUUCUAGUUGCACUACCUUUUUGACACUUUCUGAAUCCCGUUUGAACGGUUAAUCAAAUUGCCAUUCACACGUUUUCCUACGUUUUCUGUUUCUCACCGGUCAAUAUCUAGUCAAAAUUAUUCUGGAUCAUUUCUGUAGUGUCUUUGUGGC